This is a messenger RNA of Cygnus olor (mute swan), 778 nucleotides long. RefSeq names its product succinate dehydrogenase complex assembly factor 2 (gene SDHAF2). Gene Ontology annotation, biological process: protein-FAD linkage; tricarboxylic acid cycle; mitochondrial electron transport, succinate to ubiquinone. Bases 148 to 621 code for a protein of 157 amino acids. The transcript is spliced from 4 exons. Lineage: Eukaryota; Metazoa; Chordata; Aves; Anseriformes; Anatidae. The record is from RefSeq and is a predicted model, not a curated record. Gene Ontology annotation, cellular component: mitochondrion.
AGCGCCGCCGCGCCUCGCCCCGCCCCUUCCGGCCUCCGCCCGCCGCGCCCCGCCCCUUCCGGCCUCCGCCCCGGUCUUACCAUAGAGUCGGGGGGGGGCUGCAGGCGCAGAGCGGCCCUGUGGGGGGGGGGAGGGGGUGGAGGUGUCAUGGCGGCGGGCAGGCUCUGCUCGCUGCCCCGAUGGGCCCUGCGCCGGCCCGUGCCGCUGUGCGCCCAGCGCGGAUACCGCGGGGACUCGCCGAGCGACUUGGGGAAGGACAUGCUGGAGAUCCCCCUGCCCCCCUGGCAGGAGCGCCCCGACGAGCCGCUGCCCACCAAGAGGGCCCGGCUGCUGUACGAGAGCAGGAAGAGGGGCAUGCUGGAGAACUGCAUCCUGCUCAGCCUCUUUGCAAAGGAGAACCUGAACCGCAUGAGUGAACGGCAGCUGAACCUCUACGACCGGCUCAUCAAUGAGCCCAGCAACGACUGGGACAUUUACUACUGGGCCACAGAAGCGAAGCCCACGCCAGCCGUGUUUGAGAACGAGGUGAUGGCCAUGCUGAGGGAGUUUGUCAAGAACAAGAAGAGGGAGCAGAGGCUGCGGCAGCCGGACCUGGAGUACCUCUUCGAGCCCCCACGCUGACCGGCGGCUGUCGUUUCCCUCCCCGUCCGCUGGAGCAGAGGAGGGGCACCGGGGGCCCUGCAGAAACACCAGCGCUGCCGCCCUCCCUGCUGCCCUCCUCCUCUGGCAGUGGCUCCCGUGGACUCUCAGGGCUUGAUGAAUAAAGCUGUGGCUGCUA